This is a messenger RNA of Paramuricea clavata, 3239 nucleotides long. The record is from the annotation of a GenBank genome assembly. NCBI's taxonomy places the organism in Eukaryota, Metazoa, Cnidaria, Anthozoa, Malacalcyonacea, Plexauridae.
AUGGAGGAAGUAAGUAGAUUAACUGACUGGACACGUUGCGCCAUUUGCCAGAAUGACAAAAACGAGCCACUGAGGUGUCCUGCAGAAUCGAUUGCUAAAAGCAACAUAGGAGCUGGGUACAAUACACUAGCCCACAACAUUGCUGAACUCUCCAACCUUGGUUGUUUACCAAAUGAUUUUGACGGCCUGUCAAGAUUAGAUGAAGGGGAUGGAUUAGAAGAAACGUUUUCUCGGCGGCGUGCCAGAUGGCAUCUUAGUUGUUAUGGGAAAUUUAAUUCUACUAAGGUUGAGCGAGCAAGAAAGCGACGAGCUUCUAGUGAUAAGCAGGCAGUUGGUGGGAAAUAUACAAGGUCAAGUGUGUCUACUUCAGCAACACGUUCGACUGCUGAGGCGGGAAAUACUGCGCCGACAUGCUUUCUUUGCGAUGAGCCAGGGAUGCUUAAAAAGGCAUUGCACCAAGUAUCCACUCUCAAUCUUGAUCUUCGAGUGAGACAAUGUGCUUACACACUUCAGGAUGAGAGGCUUUUGGCAAAACUUAGUGCAGGAGACCUUGUUGCUUUGGAGGCCCGUCACCACGCGCCUUGCAUCGUAUCGCUUUACAAGAAAGCCAGAGUGGCCCAAGAAAAGGAUGUAGAAGAGGAAGUCGACCAGCGACCAGAUGGUAUUGUGCUUGCAGAGCUGGUUACAUACAUUGAAGAGAGACGUGCCACUAGCGAUAAAGAACAUCCAGCAGUAUUUAAACUUUCCACUUUAGGUAAUAUGUACAAUACUCGGAUUGCACAGCUUCUAAAUGAAUCCACACCGCGUUCUAAAUACCCUACGCAGUUAAAAGAGCGCAUACUCACUCAGUUACCAGGUCUCCAAGAUUACAAACAAGGACAAAACGUUUACUUAGCAUUCGGUGAUGACCUUGGUGCUACAGUACAUAGUGUACAUGAAUCAUGCGAUGAAGAGGCAAUCCACCUCGCCAGGGCAGCAUCUAUCCUUAGGAAAGAUAUAUUUUCUAAGAAAUGUCAGUUUGACGGGUCAUUCGAGCAAGAAUGUCAGCUCAAAUCCGUUCCAGCAUUGCUUCUCUCGUUAGUGAACAUGAUCCUAUAUGGCCCAAGUAUAGACAUGCAAUCUAGCGCCAUGUCGAAAAGUCAAGCCGGUCUCACGAUUAGCCAGGUUAUCCAGUUCAAUAGCUUUAUACGACGACGUGGUGAAGACGCAAAGCAAGAGCGGCGAAAUAAAAAUCGAGAAACACCACCAGCAUUAUUCAUCGGACUUUCCAUUCAUGCCAGGACGUGCAGCUGUGAUCUCAUAGAGACAAUGCAUGACUUGGGACUGAGUGUGUCUUAUGAUAGAGUUCUUGCGAUUUCCACCGACUUAGGAAAUGCUGUGUGCCGUCGUUACCAAGAGGAUGGUGUUGUUUGUCCACCAAAUCUACGUCUAGAAUUGUUUACAACCGCAGCAGUAGACAACAUCGAUCAUAAUCCUAGUUCGACAACAGAAAAUGAUUUGUUCCAUGGCACAGGCAUUUCCCUAUUUCAACAUGUCACUGCAGACGUACCUGGAAUAGCUAGAGAACGUACCCCUCUGAUGAAAUCAGCUGAAGGUACUAAGAAGGUCAUUGCCUUGCCGGAAAGCUAUACCCAAGUUCCACCAGCCGCUCUUCCAAACAUGCCUCAGCAACAAACUGAAGAUGGCGACAACAUCGGUACAGCGUUUGCGGAGGAGUUAAACUGGCUUCAAAAUGUGAACAGUCUAAUCGAGGGUAAAAUGUAAACAAUCAAUUCUCCUGGGCAGCCUAUCAUUGUGCUGUAGGCUUAAUACAGAAAGCAGUAUCAGCAACAUCUGCAGUAUCUGCCUUAUUACCCCUCUUCCCGGAUGAAGCCAAGUCCGUCGCUAUGAUAAAGCAUUCAAUGGAUGUUAUUAAAGCAUCUGUAGAAUACAUUAAUCCAGGUCAGGUACCCGUGAUCGCUUUUGACCAACCCCUCUAUGCAUUGGCAAAGCAGAUUCAGUGGAAUUGGAGAGACCUCUAUGGUGAGCAGAAGUUUGUCGUUAUGUUCGGUGGCUUGCAUAUUGAACAGGCGUUUCUCAAGACACUUGGAAGCUGGCUAGAAGACAGUGGUUGGACUGCUGUGUUAGUCGAUGCUGAUGUUGCCUCCUCUGGUACUGCUGACUCAUUCAUCAAGGUGGCAAAUAUCAAACAGACAAGGAAGGCUCACCAAGUGACUGUAAGUGCCCUGCAUGUCUUGUUACAGAAUGCAUAUGCAAAAUAUCAGCAAGACGUCGAUGACGAUGAUUGCGCCCUUCCGUUUGAUGAUUGGUGUACUCAACAGGUAUUACAAGUACCCCAGUUUCAUUUCUGGUAUCUAACUAUGCAGCUUGAGUUAUUGCUUCUUGUUUUCGUGAAGUCCAUCCGCCAGGCUAACUUUUCUUUGUUUAUCGAUUCCAUUGCUAAGAUGCUGCCAUGGUUUUUUGCCUUGAACCAUCACAACUACGCUCGUUGGUUGUCCGUCCAUUUGCUGGAUAUGCGCGCAUUACCUCACACAGCACCGGAUGUUGCAUGUAGGUUCGACGACGGUUUUUUCACCGUAAACAAGUCAUCUAAGCGUUUCUCAGCUAUUGCUAUUGACCAAGCGCAUGAACAGAACAAUGUAAUUGUGAAAGGAGACGGCAGUGCUGUUGGUUUGACAGAGAACGCAAGUGCUCUUAGACGCUGGAUGGUAUCUGGACCGGAGAUAGCGCAGGUCGUAAAUGAGUUUGACGAUGAGAUAAAAGUUGCAUCAAGUAACGACGUCAAAACAGACCAUCACGAACAGAACAGAUCAUUCCAGAUGACGUCAUUCAAAGAUGUCAAGGCACUAGUCGCUUCAAUGGAAGACCUAGGUAACCCCUUUAUUGAAGAGAGCAAGGAACUGUUAGUAUUGGACACUGCAAAGGAUAUUGCAAGUCCCGAAGCACUGAAAACACUCCGUGAAAUAGAAACAAUCGGCAAAGAGCAAAGCGAUACCUUUGUGAAGGAGUGCUUGGUUGAGCGAACGAAGUCAUUGUAUGAUCCUAUCAAGAAAAACAAGCUUUACCUCUUCAGCACACCUACCCCGAAAAAGUCGAAGGCGUCACAACAAGUUUCCUCCCUUAAGAGCAACUGUGCAUUGUUUGCAAGACUGUACAUCUCCUGUCAAUCCAGGGACGGUGAUCUCGACGAGUUUUUAAACACGAAAACCAAGGUUGUCCUCCAUCUCUGUCUAAUCUAG